UCGUAUGUGAGACGUAAAACGUAUUGUGUUGCAGCGGAGCCGUAUAGAAUAUUUUUCGGAAUUUUACAAGUUUAUUUUUGUGUAUUAAUCCAAAUAAGAAUAUUAGAAAAUGUCUUCCCCAAGUGCAGGGAAGAGACGAAUGGACACUGAUGUCAUUAAAUUAAUUGAAAGUAAGCAUGAGGUAACAAUACUUGGAGGCCUCAAUGAAUUUUGUGUAAAGUUCUUUGGGCCAAGAGGAACACCUUAUGAAGGUGGUGUGUGGAAAGUCCGAGUACACCUGCCUGAGCAUUAUCCUUUCAAAUCGCCAAGCAUUGGAUUCAUGAACAAAGUUUACCAUCCCAACAUUGAUGAAAUGUCAGGAACAGUUUGUUUGGAUGUAAUUAACCAAGCUUGGACUGCAUUAUACGAUCUGUCCAACAUAUUUGAAUCAUUCUUGCCGCAAUUGCUAACAUAUCCUAACCCCAUAGACCCCCUUAACGGUGAUGCGGCUGCUAUGUACUUACAUAAGCCUGAAGAGUAUAAGAAGAAAGUAGCAGAUUAUGUGCGCAAGUUCGCGACAGAAGAAGCCCUGCGCGACCAAGACCAUAUCAUAAGCUCAGAUUCCGAAUCUAGUAUGUCAGAUUUUAGUGAGGAUGAAGCACAAGAUAUGGAGUUAUAA
This is a messenger RNA of Ctenocephalides felis (cat flea), 658 nucleotides long. RefSeq names its product ubiquitin-conjugating enzyme E2 H-like. Gene Ontology annotation, molecular function: ubiquitin conjugating enzyme activity. Gene Ontology annotation, biological process: protein polyubiquitination; ubiquitin-dependent protein catabolic process. The transcript is spliced from 5 exons. The record is from RefSeq and is a predicted model, not a curated record. Gene Ontology annotation, cellular component: nucleus. The coding region runs from base 110 to 658 and encodes 182 amino acids. NCBI's taxonomy places the organism in Eukaryota, Metazoa, Arthropoda, Insecta, Siphonaptera, Pulicidae.